Molecule: messenger RNA, 1587 nt
Organism: Miniopterus natalensis
Lineage: Eukaryota; Metazoa; Chordata; Mammalia; Chiroptera; Miniopteridae
Product: cytochrome P450 1A2-like
Biological process (GO): progesterone metabolic process; hormone biosynthetic process
Molecular function (GO): oxidoreductase activity, acting on paired donors, with incorporation or reduction of molecular oxygen, reduced flavin or flavoprotein as one donor, and incorporation of one atom of oxygen; iron ion binding; steroid 17-alpha-monooxygenase activity
Source: RefSeq, a predicted model, not a curated record
UCCAGCUCCCACAGCCCUGCUGAUCUCAAGCACCUGCCUCUACAGUUGGUAGAGAUGGCAUUGUCCUGGCCCAAUUCCCUCUUGGCCAUGGAGCUUCCCCUGGCCUUCACCAUCUUCUGCCUGGUAUUCUGGGUGUUAAGGGCCUGGCAGCCUCGGGUUCCCAAAGGCCUGAAGAGUCCACCAGGGCCCUGGGGUUGGCCCUUGCUUGGACACAUGCUGACUCUGGGGAAGAGCCCACACCUGGCCCUGUCACAGCUGAGCCAGCGCUAUGGGGUCAUGCUAGAGAUCCGAAUUGGCUGCAUACUUGUGCUGGUGCUCAGCGGCCUGCCCACUAUCUGGCAAGCCCUGGUGCAGCAGGGUGAUGAUUUCAAGGGCAGGCCCGACCUCUACAGCUUCACCCUGAUCUCUGAUGGCCGGAGCAUGACCUUCAACCCAGACUCUAGACCUGUGUGGGCUUGCCGGUGCCUAACCCAGAAUGCCCUGGAGGUUUUUUCCAUCACCUCAGACCCAGCUUCCUCAUCUUCCUGUUACUUGGAGGAGCAUGUGAGCAAGGAGGCUGAGGCCCUCAUCAGCAAGUUCCAGAACUUUGAUCCCUGUAAUCAGGUGGUGGUGUUAGUGGCCAAAGUCAUUGGUGCCAUGUGCUUUGGGCAGCACUUUCCCCAGGGCAGUGAGGAGAUGCUCAGCCUUGUGAAGAACAGCCAUGAGUUCGUGGCGUCAGCCUCCUCUGGGAACCCUGUGGACUUCUUCCCCAUCCUUAAAUACCUGCCCAACCCUACCCUGCAGAGGUUCAAGGGCUUCAACAAGAGGCUUGUGCAGUUCCUGCAGAUGAUGAUCCAGGAGCACUAUCAGAACUUUGACAAGAACAGUGUCCAGGAUAUCACAGGUGCCCUGUUCAAGCACUGCAAGAUGGACUCCAGACCCACUGGUGGCUUCAUCCCUGAGAAGAUUGUCAACCUUAUCAAUGAUAUUUUUGGGGCUGGAUUUGACUCACUCACAACAGCCAUCUUCUGAAGCCUUAUGUACCUUAUGACAAUUCCUGAGAUAAAGAUCCAAGGGGAACUAGACACAGCGAUUGGCAGGGCACAGCAGCCCCAACUUCCCAACAGAUCCCAGCUGCCUUAUAUGGAGGCCUUCAUCCUGGAGACCUUCCAACACUCCUCCUUUGUCCCCUUCAUCAGCCCCCCACAGCCCUUUUCCUUCCUCAGCACAAGGGACACAACACUGAAUGGAUUCUACAUCCCCAAGGAACGCCAUGUCUUCAUAAACCAAUGGCAUAUCAAUCAUGAUCAGAAGCUGUGGGGGGACCCAUUUGAGUUCCAGCCAGAGCGAUUCCUCACUGCUGAUGGCACUGCCAUAAACAAGACCUUGAGUGAGAAGGUGAUACUCUUUGGCAUGGGCAAGCACCGGUGCAUAGGGGACGUCUUGGCCAAGUGGGAGAUCUUCCUUUUCUUGGCAAUUUUGCUGCAGCUGCUGGAGUUCAGUGUGCCAUUAGGCUUGAAAGUGGACCUAACCCCCAUCCACGGGCUGACCAUGAAGCACGCCCACUGUGAGCAUGUCCAGGCACAGCUACGUUUCUCCAUCAAGUGA